GUGAUGCCUAAGCAGGUAGAGGUCAGGAUGCAUGAGAGUCAGCUGGAGCCCAUGGACACGCCCGCCAAGCCCAUGUGUGGCGGAAUCUGCCAGAAGAUGUGCAAGAACCUGCUGCUCACCCUCACCGUGCUGGGUAAGUAUGCUGUGCCUGUCUCUCGUGUGGUUGGGGCGGUGCUUGGGAUGCUCUUGCGCUACGCCUCACCCAUCCCUCCUGAUGUCAUCAUGGUCAUCGCCUUCCCUGGAGACAUCCUGAUGAGGAUGCUGAAGAUGCUGAUUCUGCCCCUCAUCAUCUCCAGUCUGAUCACAGGAUUGGCGGGUUUAGACGCCAAAUCGAGCGGUCGCCUGGGAACCCGCGCCAUGGUGUACUACAUGACCACCACCAUCAUCGCGGCCGUCCUGGGCGUCAUCCUGGUGCUGCUCAUUCACCCCGGAAACCCCAAACUGAAGGAGAAACUGGGGGAGGGCGCCAAGAACGACGAGGUGUCCAGCCUGGACGCGUUCUUCGAUCUGAUCAGGAACCUCUUCCCCGAAAACCUGGUGCAGGCCUGCUUCCAGCAGAUCCAGACCGUCACCAAGAAGGUGGAGCUCAUUCCUGAGCCGGAGGACGUGAACUCCACCACCGUGGAGGACCUCCUCAACGCUACCAUGGCAACGCCAGAGCCGCAAUACGUCAUCAAGAAGUCCCUGCAGUUCAAGGGCGGGAUGAACGUGCUCGGCCUCAUCGGCUUCUUCAUCGCAUUUGGCAUCUGCAUGGGCAAGAUGGGCGAGAAGGCCAAGCUGAUGCUGGAGUUCUUCAACAUCCUGAAUGAGAUCGUCAUGCGCCUGGUCAUCAUGAUCAUGUGGUACUCCCCGUUCGGUAUCGCCUGCCUGAUUUGCGGGAAGAUCGUCUCCAUCAAGGACCUGGAGACGGUUGCCCGGCAACUGGGGAUGUACAUGGUGACGGUCAUUGUUGGCCUCAUCAUCCACGGAGUCAUCUUCCUGCCGAGCAUCUACUUCGCCAUCGUCCGGAAGAACCCCUUCACCUUCUUCAUGGGCAUCUUCCAGGCCUGGAUCACUGCCCUGGGAACCGCCUCCAGUGCCGGGACCCUGCCCGUGACGUUCCGCUGUUUGGAGGAGAACCUGGGCAUCGAUAAGCGUGUGACACGUUUCGUGCUGCCCGUGGGCGCCACCAUCAACAUGGACGGCACUGCGCUGUACGAAGCCGUGGCGGCCAUCUUUAUCGCCCAGAUGAACGGCAUAUACCUGGAUGCCGGGCAGAUAGUCACGGUCAGUCUGACGGCGACUCUGGCCAGUAUAGGAGCAGCCAGCAUCCCCAGCGCUGGCCUGGUGACCAUGCUGCUCAUCCUCACCGCCGUGGGGCUGCCUACCCAGGACAUCAGCCUGCUGGUGGCUGUGGACUGGCUACUGGACCGGUUCCGGACCUCGGUGAACGUGGUGGGGGACUCGUACGGCGCGGGGAUCGUGUACCACCUGUCCAAGGCGGAGCUGGAUGCGCUGGACGCCCUGCAUGGGCGCUCGGACGACAUCGAGAUGACCAAGACGCAGUCCUACUACGACGAGCUGAAGAACCACCACGACAACAACCAGUGCGUGCGCGCCGCUCACAACUCCGUGGUUGUAGAUGAGUGCAAGGUAACCGCCCAGGGUACCAAUGGCACGACUGCGGAGUACGCGCUUGUUGAGGAGGAACCAUGGAAACGCGAGUAACACGGCACAGAGAUCCCCCCCCCCCGCGCCCCCCCCCCCCUUCCGCCCCGCCUUAUGUCCUUAACCCCUGCCCCCCACCCCACCCUACCCUACCCCAGCCUACUCCACCCACCCUCAAGAUCCCCACACGCUUUUCCACCUGGUGAAAAAAAACAGAAAGAGCAUCAAAAAAAAAAAACAUGCAAACAGACAGAACUAACGGGCGCUCUCGUAGUUUAGUGUUUUAUAACUCUGUUAACGAACGUCUGAACUGACCGGCUCUGUCCUAGAGAGGCGAGUGGCACUAAUACACUAACCUUCCGCCUGUACCAGGAUUAACACCACGUUUCCUAGCAACCAUUUGCACAACCUCAAGGCUCAGAAGGGUGGAGAGAGAGAGAGAGAGAGAGAAAAAGUGAGAGAGUGAGUGAGUGAGAGAGCGAGGGAGAGAGAAAUUAGCAGUAAAUUUAAUCAUAAAUAUAAAUAUACCAGCAGCCACUGGGGGCUCUGCUUUCAUAAGCAGGUGGGGCAGGGCGUGGCGUGAAUCCUCAGGUGAGGUCACAUCGGGAGCGGACUGUGGGGACGCCUGCCCGCCCAACAGCCCUUAGGGGGAAGCUGCUCUGUAACCCCUCACCUUUGACCUUUGACCUCCCUCUGCAUCCCUGAGGGGCUUCCCUUGACCUCCCCCCCCCCGCCCACCACCACCACAAUCCCACGCGCUUCCCAGAAUGCAAAGUGUGAUGAGGCCCCCCUGCCGAGCUCUCAGAUGCAGACAGAGAGACACACAGAACGCGUUUGCGGAGCACAAACCGUUAGACACUGAAGCACAAACCUACACAGUGUGAGACCCGCUCCAGCCUCCUCUUCAGAGAAGAGGCUUUUUCACUCGUCCUCAGGUUAUUUGGCACAGAAGAGAGACUGUUUGUGUGCUUGAGUGCGCGCGUGUGGGAGCGGUGGGGGGAGAGGCAGUGGGAUAUAGUCUCUCUUCGCACACAAGGGACCAAACCUUAUAUUGCUGAAUAAGCCCUUUUGGCAGAAACCUUUGAAAGACCUUUUUUUUCAGCUUCAUUGCCGAUGCUAUAGAUGAACAGAACGAACCAGCAUCGACUUGAAAGAGUAAAAAAAAAAAGUAAAACUUCCCCAAAGCUUUGUCUCCCAACUCAUUGGCCAUUAAUUGAUAUUGAGAGAGCAGGUCAUAGCAGAUCCAUCGAUUUAUCUGGAAGUGUGUACUGUGGAAAACAGCUCCACCAAGUUCCAGAGUUCAACCAGAGUUCCAGAGUUCAAAAGCACAACUCAAUAGUUCAGUUUUUUUAAAGCUGUGAAUUGUCAAAAAGCUGUCUGCAUAAUUGUAUGCAGCUCACUACAGGAGCAGUGACCCAUGCAAACUUUUUCAUACAUUUUUUCAUAAAUUUCAUUUCUGAGAGAUGGUUGUCUUCUGACAACAUUACGGACUGACUAAAGGUCACAUGCAGAGACCAUAGCUGAGUUGGGACACAUUUUAAUAUAUUGGCUUAAAUGUUUAAAAAGAUUUCUUGUCACUCAUAAAUGUACUGAAGCUAGAAAAGGUGUUUCAAAGGGUAUCCACACAGUGUGCAGCUCACCCAAUCACAACAGGCUUUCCAGCCACCCGAGAAUCACUGCCUUUUUAUAUCACAACUUCAAUCAGAUGUCUUGUCACUUUGACUGUUAAUCAUAAAAUCCUUUUUAAAAUACAUUUUUAAUGUCUUGCACAUUUAGGUAAAUGUUUCCCAGUGAAGAAAUUUAAAAUUUAAAAAGUCUAAAGCACAAACUGUUAGUAUAAAUUCCAAUAAAAUGUAUUGUGUUAAGGAGCACAUUAUCUGCAAACACUGCCAGCGGAGGGACCAAGCCGAGUACAUUUACAUUUACUUUGCAGUUGGCUUCCCUUGGCUUCUUACCUGCUUUCUGCAGACGACGAUUAGCACAAUGCUAGGGCUAAGGCAACAAAAGUAAAACAAGCACAGCUCCACUCUAGCACCACCAGUGGCAGGGAGGGGAAGUGCAAGUUGUGUGCAAGUCAGUUGUUUUCUUCCCAGAGUGUUCCCUGUUACACGAUGCCAGAACAUGUGACCACAGUAUCUUACGACUGUUCUUAGAGCCCCAAAAUGCUGCAGCGUUUAGAUCGCGACCUUUUGGGGGCAUCAGGAUGGUAGGACGCAGAGAGCUGCUUUGAACUCCGGACAUUGAAGUGAAGGACAAAUUCUCCGUCAGGUAGUUAAAUUCAUAUGCGCCCAUCGAGCCAGACAAGCACACAGCUAGACCAGUAGUUUGUAUCUCGCCUGCGUGUGAGCGUGCGUGUUGGUGUCCAAGCACACGUGUGUGUGUGGUGCGUGUGUGUGCUCACGCGCACUUGUGUGUGAGCAUGCGUGUUGGUGUACAAGCACACGUGUGUGUGUGUGGUGCGUGUGUGUGCUCACACGCGCUUGUGUGUGAGCAUGCGUGUUGGUGUACAAGCACACGUGUGUGUGUGUGGUGCGUGCUUGUGUGUGAGCAUGCGGGUAUGUAAAACAGCAUGAGUGGCUUGGGUGCGUGAUCUGUUUGUACUUUUCUUAAAAGGUUUAUUUUGUUUUACUGAAAAAAACUACCUUGCCUUGAAGAUGUUAGCUACGAACUGCAGUGGGUGUGACAGUAACAUAGACAGUGCUGAUUGCGUUAGCAGUAGCCUGAGUGGUAGAAUACUUACGCUUACUCAAAGAGACGUACUGAUAUAGAAAGGCCCUCCAGUCUCCAGGGGCCAUGUCCUCCGAGUCCACAGAGCUGCAAGAUCCCUUCUGCAGUCCUCCUGCACCGCGUGCUUCUGUUCGGCCAAUCAAAUGAAGCAGGUGGAUUCUGCGCCUACUUCACGUAACGUUUACACUCAACACAAAUCUGAAAACUCAUCGCAUACCCUACUGCAGCAGACGACAGGAGCAUUGGCUAAGGCCUGACCAAUCAGAUGGCUUCCUUGCUGUUUUUGAGUGGAUGCAGACAGGACAUAACACUAACAGGAGACUGGCUGUGGCCAGCAUGAAUUUUAAAAUGAUGUUUUUUUUUAGAUUUUUUUUUAGAUUGUUUGUUUGUUUGUUUGUUUUUUGCACCACUAUCUUAAUAAAGCAUGAUAUUAAAGUGCCUCCUUGCACUUUUGUGUAAAUAUUGUAGUUAGGUUUUUUUGGGGUGAAAUGGUGUGUAGAAAUAGUGUUUACUUGCUGUGGCUUUUUUUGUAAUCCUCUAGAAACGUAUGACCUAUGUUUGCUGUAAAAGAAAAUAGAUGAUAAAAAGAUAAGAACAUAUAAGAAUUUGCUCGUUUUUUCAUAACUGUUAACUAGUAGUCUUACAUAGCUGUUACACUUGCAUUAUAUGCGCAUCUAUUUUUUUGUAUCUAAUGUAAACAUUUCAGAUGUUUGUCCCAUGAAGAUUAAAGUCACCUGUGCAUUGUUACAUUGUACAUAAAUAUAUAUAUAAAUGCUCCAUUGAAAUGCAAUGCGGAAUGUUCCAGAGGUAAAGACGAUUCUCACUCGAACAAUGUCCUCAACUGGAAAGAAAAACGAAAGAAUCGGUUUCAACUUUGUGGCUGUGAAGAUGUCCAUUAGGGUGUCGUCAUGUUUCCUCGUUUGUGGAGUGUGGGUAUAAUUGUACCGUGUGACUAGGUUUACAGCAGAAGAGGAAAAAGUCAAAUUUAAUUUCCUGAAAAAACAAACGUAUUUAAAAACUUGAGAGCAACAAGCCAUUGACCAAGUGAAACUGGAGCAGCAAUAGUAAUGACCUACUGUAGGACCCCUGUUGCUCACUCACGUAGGCAUCUAUGCCAGUGCCUGUAUAAAAUGGCUCCUCAGGUGUACAGAUAGUGCCUGGUGCAGUCACUGCGUAUUCUGCCCAAGAAGUACAGUGACACAGUUCUCGACAGUAAUGCCAGUAAUUACCGAUUUCUGAUAUUUGCAUUUAUGUGUUAUCUUUGCAGGUCUAGAGAUGCACGUUUUAUCUUUUAUUUUGUCUCAAAAGAACACACCCUCGCUAGAUUCAGCAAAUCGUUGAUUUUCAUGACUCUCAAUUCCUCCAGUUUCAGACAGCAUCGUAAUUAUCUUCUUUCUUCCGAAUGUAGUUUUCUGCCAGACCAGGAGAAAAGUCUGAGUGCUCCUGUGUAUAGAUCAUUGUGCAAACCAGCUCCUAAAUGGUGCCAUGCCCACCGUUUCAUAAAGGCUUCAACAAGGCUCACUCUCAGACCCUCCACCACCGCACAACCGCAUGUUAAAUUUGGCUUUUUCCUUUCCUGAUUUUUCUAUAAAAAUGUCUGCGCACAUAUCUAAAAAGCCCAAUAAUGAUGAUAAGAACAAUAAAAGUAAAAACUGUAGGAGUAGACACAACAUUUCUAUGAUGAACCAGUCAAUGCUCAAGUCUUUAUUUUCUGCUGAUUUUCUCUUUUGAUGAGAUCCUCAUAUGUAGACAUGAUAACCAAUCUCACUUUCUACUUCCUGUCUGUUCUUCUGUGCUUUCUUUUUAGAGAGGCUUUCCUAGAAUCUUCUUCUAUAUGACCCUUGUAAUUUUGAACUAAAGGGAGAGAGUGUGUGUAAGAAAGUAUAAAAAUGAAGAAAAAUUCUAUUCUCUGCCAGACGUGGAAUAAAAAUUAUGUUCAUACAUAUCAAUAAGUGUUGCACCUUUGGUGUACAUACAAUUACGGAAACUAAUAAAUGUUGAUUCAUAACUAA
This is a messenger RNA of Anguilla rostrata (American eel), 6386 nucleotides long. RefSeq names its product solute carrier family 1 member 2b (gene slc1a2b). Gene Ontology annotation, molecular function: L-glutamate transmembrane transporter activity; neutral L-amino acid transmembrane transporter activity; glutamate:sodium symporter activity. The coding region runs from base 4 to 1707 and encodes 567 amino acids. Lineage: Eukaryota; Metazoa; Chordata; Actinopteri; Anguilliformes; Anguillidae. Gene Ontology annotation, biological process: L-glutamate import across plasma membrane; L-aspartate transmembrane transport. The transcript has 10 exons. Gene Ontology annotation, cellular component: plasma membrane. The record is from RefSeq and is a predicted model, not a curated record.